AUGGCGGACAUUGCUUCCGAAAUUCCGCCGACGACGGCCCCAAAUGCGACCGUUUUCACUUUUGAAGAGCAGGUAAGCUCAAAAAGUUCGUUUGCUAACUCUGAAUAAAAAAAUUUUCAGGCCACGAGCUCUCUGGCUCUCUACGGAAUGUCAAUUCUGUGCAUCAUCGUCGGAAGCAUCCGUUCGUCACAGUAUAUCCGAAAAAUCAUCGAGAAAAAGCGAUUAGUGGACGGAUCGAUAACUUUGAGAGAGGCGAAAAAGUUCCCGUUGUCCGCUUCGAUGGUCCUUUUCGGAUUGUACAUUUUCUUCAAACCCGCCGGCGAACGGUUCCUUUGGGUGGCGGCCGUGGCGCAAAAAUUGAGAGUUCCCGAGGAGUACGUGCAGAAAAUCAACGAGACAAUCAUUGCGUACACGGCUACCAACACGACCACGGAGUCGGGAGCUACUGAGAACGUUGCCGAGCCGCUUUUGGUCCGAUUAGUUCACAAAUUGCCGCAGGACAAGGUAGGAGGGAUUUUUUUUUAAACAAUGCACUUUUUUAUUAAGAAAAACUUGAUAUGAUUUAAAUGCAAUUUGUAGAUCCCGGAAUUGUUGCACAUCUGGGCGGCGUCGAUCCACGAGCAGCUGGCGGCGGUCGGAAAGCAAGAGCUAAUGUACCUUCUGACGUUCCUGAUCUGUUUCGAAGGACUGACGGCGCUCGCCUCACUUCUGAAGCCCUUCGUGACCGGAUUCCUGCAAAAUAUCCCAUUUAUGCCGUUCAGCUUCAACACUCCCUACCUGAUUUCGCUGAAAAAGGGCAAGAAGGAGAUGGAGGAGGGCGACAUUGAGGAGGCGCACUCGCGAGACACCGAAUACGUCUUCAAGAUCGAAUACGACCGCCACGACGUGAUCGCACUGCUCCUCUGCUCGCCGGUGCUCAUUUCGCACCUCUACAAACGUCAUUGGAUCACCAACAAUCUCAUUGGCAUCAGCUUUUCUAUUUUGGGAAUCGAACGCCUUCACUUGUCGAGUUUCAAGGCCGGAGCCCUUCUUCUCUGCGGACUCUUCCUCUACGACAUCUUUUGGGUUUUUGCCACCGACGUGAUGACUUCUGUCGCGAAGGGAAUCGACGCGCCGAUCCUCCUCCAAUUCCCGCAGGACAUUUACCGAAACGGACCGUGGGAAGCCAAUAAGUACAGUAUGCUCGGCCUCGGCGACAUCGUCAUUCCGGGCAUUUUCAUCGCGCUCCUCCGUCGUUUCGAUCUCCGGCUUGUUGAGACGAGCGCAGAGGCGAAGAACCCAAACAAGAAGACGCGUGCCUACUUUUGGGUGACGGUUGUCGCCUACAUGCUCGGGCUGUUCGUCACGAUGGCCGUGAUGCACCAUUUCAAGGCGGCUCAGCCGGCCCUUCUCUAUCUGGUGCCGUGCUGUCUGUUCGUGCCUCUUCUGUUGGCCGCAAUCCGUGGAGAAGUCUCGGCUUUGUGGAAUUACGACGAGGGAAAGUACGUGGACAACGAGGAGAACCGGAAACGCGUCGAUUCGGCCAAGAAGAACAACUAA
Molecule: messenger RNA, 1539 nt
Organism: Caenorhabditis sp. 36 PRJEB53466
Lineage: Eukaryota; Metazoa; Nematoda; Chromadorea; Rhabditida; Rhabditidae
Source: the annotation of a GenBank genome assembly